This is a messenger RNA of Gastrolobium bilobum, 1230 nucleotides long. Its product is annotated as E3 ubiquitin-protein ligase PUB23-like. Gene Ontology annotation, biological process: protein ubiquitination. The transcript has a single exon. The record is from RefSeq and is a predicted model, not a curated record. Gene Ontology annotation, molecular function: ubiquitin protein ligase activity. The coding region runs from base 1 to 1230 and encodes 409 amino acids. NCBI's taxonomy places the organism in Eukaryota, Viridiplantae, Streptophyta, Magnoliopsida, Fabales, Fabaceae.
AUGGCUGAAAUUGAAGUUCCUCAAUUUUUCGUUUGUCCCAUUUCGCUUCAGAUCAUGAAGGACCCUGUGACGACCAUUGCAGGCAUAACAUACGACAGAGAAAGCAUCGAGCACUGGUUGCUAACUGCAAAAGAUUGUGUGUGUCCUGUUUCAAAGCAACCAUUACAAAGAAACUCAGAGUUCUUGACACCUAACCACACACUUCGAAGGCUAAUCCAAGCAUGGUGCUCUUCAAACGCAGUCAAUGGAGUUGACCAGAUUCCAACCCCGAAAUCCCCUUUGGAAAAGACUCACGUUGAGAAACUUGUCAAGGAUCUCGAAAUUCCACGCUUCUUUCUAAUGUCAUUGGAAAAAUUGCAUGAUCUAGCAACAGAGAGUGAGAGGAACCGAAGGUGCAUGGCUUCAUCAGGUGUAGCCAAAGCUAUGGUUCACUUGAUUACAAAGAGUUUCAAGCAAGGUAACACAACGAGCCUUGAAGAAUCUCUGAGAAUUCUUCGUCUACUCUGUAGUUCAGACAUGGUCGACAACAUGAAACACUUGGUUGGUGAAAACUUUGACUUUCUCAACUCGUUGACUUGGAUUUUGCAACUUGAAAUGGAUAACGAUGUCAAGAUGAUAAACGAAGCAAUGCCUAUACUGAAAUUGGCAAUUGAAGUCAAAGAUUCAACCCCUUUAGGAAAUUUAAAGCUUGAAUUCUUCAGACCAAUUGUAAGUGUAUUAAGAAAUAGAGCAAUCUCUCAACAUGCUAUUAAAUCUGCGUUGCAUGUACUUAUAGAAACGUGCCCUUUAGGUAGAAAUAGGAUGAAGAUUGUGGAAGCAGGUGCAGUAACAGAACUCAUUGAGCUUGUACUUGAAAAACAGGAAAAGAACUUAACCGAACUCAUGUUUAUCCUUUUGGCUCAUUUGUGUUCUUGUGCUGAUGGGAGAGAACAGUUUCUGCAACACGCAGCGGGUAUUGCAGUGCUUUCUAAAAGGACAUUAAGGGUUUCACCAGCAACAGAUGAUCGAGCUCUGCAUAUAUUUUCCUUAAUAGCUAAGUUUUCAGCAACAAAUGACGUUGUUCAAGAGAUGUUGAAGGUUGGAGCUGUGUCAAAGCUUUGUAUGGUGAUGCAAGCAGAUUGUGCUUCCUAUUUGAAAGAAAAAGCUAGAGGCAUCCUUAGGUUACACUCCAAAGCAUGGAACAAUUCUCCUUGUAUUCAAGUAUAUUUGUUAACCAGAUACCAAAGGUGA